AUGACCAUCAUUCUCACUUCCAACGCGUCCGGAGCCUCUCAGAAGCUCAAAAUGGCCUCCCAGUGUAUGCGGACCAUUCUUACCGCUGCUCGUCGCCCUGUACUAAUUGCUAGGCCUUUCCUAGCUCCCCCAAGGCCCAAGCAUGGUCUUACACCCCCCGCUCUCGAUGAAGCCGUCCAUGCGUUGCGCUGUCUUGCUCAGCUCCGGUCCAAGGACAAGGGCAUCGAGAAAUACAUCUAUCUCUCCAUGCUCAAGGAGCAGGACCCUGCUAUGUUCUACAAGCUCUGUCUCUCCAAUAUGUCAGAGUUCACCCCCAUCAUCUACACCCCAAUCGUCGGCGACGCCUGUCUGCAAUACUCGCACAUCUACAGGCGUCCUGAAGGCUUGUAUGUGUCCAUCAAGGACAAGGGCAAUAUCAAAUCUGUCAUUUCCAAUUGGCCCAGAAUCGACGAGGCCAGAAUCAGCGUCGUCACUGAUGGCUCUCGUAUUCUCGGUCUGGGUGACCUUGGUAUAAAUGGCAUGCCCAUUUCUAUUGGGAAGCUUUCCCUCUAUAUCGCUGGCGCCGGAAUUCGUCCCACAUCAACCAUUCCCAUAUGCCUUGAUCUUGGAACAAAUAAUCAAGCUUAUCUGGAUGAUCCGCUGUACCUGGGCCUCCGCGAACGGCGCGUGCCCGACGAUGAGAUGACAGAGUUUAUGGACGAAUUCAUGAGCGAAAUGUCCGUCGCCUUCCCGAAAUUGAUGGUGCAAUUCGAAGACUUUUCCACGGACCACGCAUUCACGUACCUUGAGCGGUAUCGGAACAAGUAUCCCGUCUUCAACGAUGACAUCCAAGGAACAGGAGCUGUCGUACUCAGUGGAUUCCUCAACGCCGCCAAGAUCUCAUCUGCGGUGUCCGGGCGCCCGUUGAGCAGCCAUCGGAUUCUGUUCUUCGGCGCGGGGUCGGCCGGUGUUGGUGUGGCCUCACAGCUCAUGAGUUUCUUCACCAUCCAGGGCCUGUCGGCCGACGAAGCACGGGAACGUGUUUGGUUGGUUGACUCACAAGGCCUUGUGUAUGAUGCUCGUGGCAAAUUGGCGGAGCACAAGAAAUACUUCUCGCGUAAGGACUACGCAGGCCCGCCUAUGAAGAACCUCCUCGAAAUCAUCGACUAUGUGAAGCCCACUGCUUUAUUGGGUCUCUCAACGAUAUCUAACGCCUUCAAUGCAGACGUCAUCCAAGCCAUGAGUGCUCUCAACCCUCGCCCCAUCAUCUUCCCUCUGUCCAACCCCGUACGUCUGUCCGAAUGCACAUUCGAGGAUGCUGUGGUGAACUCCAACGGCAACGUACUGUUUGCUUCGGGUUCGCCCUUCGAUCCCAUUGAAUACAACGGCAAGACCCUAUACCCCGGACAAGGUAACAACAUGUACAUCUUCCCUGGUUUGGGUUUGGGUUCAAUCCUUUCUAGGGCAAAGAGCGUGACCGAUACCAUGGUUGAAGCCGCAUCUCUCGGAUUAGCAGACUCGUUGACACCCGAGGAGCAUGACGCCGGAUUGUUGUACCCCAGGAUUGAGAGGAUUCGUGAGAUUAGCGCGCACAUCGCUAAGGAUGUCAUACGGGCGGCACAGAAAGCGGGUGUCGACCGCUCGCCGGAGCUUCGGGAACUGGAUGACGACGACCUUUACAAGAGGGUGCAAAGCAAGAUGUGGAACCCUUAAAUUUUUAUUCGUAUUUGCUUUGAUACUAUGCUCUCCCUCAUCAUGCAUCAGCACUGGUUUUCCUUUUUGGCAUUCGUCCUCCACUUGUAGAUCUAGCGUAUGGAGUAUUAUAUAUAUAAUUCGGACUGAAUACAACA
Desarmillaria tabescens is the source of this 1829-nucleotide messenger RNA. RefSeq lists its product as uncharacterized. The coding region runs from base 1 to 1692 and encodes 563 amino acids. Gene Ontology annotation, molecular function: NAD binding; malate dehydrogenase (decarboxylating) (NAD+) activity. The transcript has 10 exons. Lineage: Eukaryota; Fungi; Basidiomycota; Agaricomycetes; Agaricales; Physalacriaceae. Gene Ontology annotation, cellular component: mitochondrion. The record is from RefSeq and is a predicted model, not a curated record. Gene Ontology annotation, biological process: pyruvate metabolic process; malate metabolic process.